Messenger RNA from Coregonus clupeaformis (lake whitefish), 1210 nucleotides. Its product is annotated as adhesion G-protein coupled receptor G7-like. The record is from RefSeq and is a predicted model, not a curated record. The transcript has 9 exons. NCBI's taxonomy places the organism in Eukaryota, Metazoa, Chordata, Actinopteri, Salmoniformes, Salmonidae. Bases 54 to 1118 code for a protein of 354 amino acids.
GACGUCCUAAUAAUGUGCAGUCUGCUUACACUGCAUGCCAGGAAACAGCAGAGAUGAAGGAGCUAUGGAUUAUGGCUGUCUUUGCUACAGGGAAUUUCUGCAAUUCACACAUAGAGGACGGAUUUUCCUUCCCAAGAACAAUUGUUGGCUGGUCUGCUUAUUCAACAAAGUUGUGUGGUGAGGAGACAACCAGUGCCGGUUUACCAGAAGCCUCAGCAAGAUGUUUGAAUGACACUGGCUCUCCGAUGUUUGGUCCUCCUCACAAGCUGCGGUGUGAAUUAACCCUCAGUGGCAUUCAAGGAAAUAUCUUCAGCAGUUCAGGUGAUUUAGCACAGCUAGCCUUCAGUACUCAGAUCCUGACCUCCCAACCAGAGCGGCUAUCAGCUGACAACAUCACCACAGCAGCUCAGAUAGCUAACACUCUGCUUCAGUCUGUAAAUAUCACAGAGGACAUCGCAGUGGCAGCUGUAACUACCAUCAGUCAGCUACUGAAUGCCAGGAAGGAGAGUGCAAAGGAGAGAGUCGCUGUCCAAAAACUCACAGAGACCCUGGAGAAGUUUUCCCUGUACCAGCACAGUGUUGUGUCCUUGGUGGUUCAGCCCAACCUGGCAGUCCAGUCUGUCCAAGUACCAAGUGACACAGUAGGGAUCCAGUUUAGUGCUCUGACUGGAAGAUCUGGUAAAUUUGUGGCCAACAGAUUUAAUCUCAACACCAAUACCUCUGAACUGAUAGCUGACAACGGCGGUUCUACCGAUGUCCAGAUUGUUAUCAAAUUCCAACAAGUUUUACGUAGUAAAAACACAAACUACUCCAUUGGUUUUGUGCUCUACCAAAACGACUGCUUCUUCAGGUCCAGGACUUACACAGCUUCUUCAGGGACCAGCAGAAGGGUCAUCUCUGCUAACCUGGGACAAGUGUCUGGGUUACAUGUUGAGAUGCUCUUCAAGCCCACAGCUGUCCCCAACGCCUCCCUCUAUGACUUUGCCUGCGUGUCGUGGAACUACACGUUGAAAGACUGGAGCACCUCUGGCUGCUCCAAAGUCAACCACUCAGAAGACGGCCUGCGAUGUUUCUGUAAUCACACCACUAACUUCGCUGUGCUUAUGGCGAGUAGCUAGCUCCCUUCAUCUCCCUUUAACUGACUACAGAGGGUAGUGCAUACGGCCAAGUACAUCACUGGGGCCAAGCUUCCUGCCAUCCAGGACCUCUA